Gastrolobium bilobum is the source of this 1215-nucleotide messenger RNA. RefSeq names its product 5'-adenylylsulfate reductase-like 5. The record is from RefSeq and is a predicted model, not a curated record. The transcript has 4 exons. Bases 63 to 929 code for a protein of 288 amino acids. NCBI's taxonomy places the organism in Eukaryota, Viridiplantae, Streptophyta, Magnoliopsida, Fabales, Fabaceae.
AUUUUGUUUUCUGUUCACUCUUGCGCAUAACAACAUACCCUUGUUGGCUUCUUCAAUCUUCAAUGGCCACCUCGCUUCUUCUCCUCUUCAUCACUUAUUUCUCUUUCAUGCAAUCCUCAUCUGCCUCUCCUUCAGCUUCUGCUUCAUUUCUCUAUGCUCUUCAAUCUCAAUGCUCCCUCGCCAUCUGCCCAAACCCUCCUCUUCAGGUGGAUGGGAAUUUCAUAGAAGGGAUUUUGUCUGGCAGAAAGAGGGUUGGAUACGUUUCUAUAUUCUUCUAUGCUUCCUGGUGCCCUUUUUCACGCAGAAUGCGUCCUGAGUUUGAAGUUCUUAGUUCCAUGUUUCCUCAAGUAGAACAUUUGGCACUUGAGCAAUCGUCAGCUUUGCCAAGCUUAUAUUCAAAAUAUGGAAUCCAUAGCUUGCCUGCCAUCUUACUGGUGAACCAGACAUCUAGGGUGAGAUAUCAUGGUCCAAACAAUCUUAGCUCCCUCAAAGAAUUUUAUGAGAGAAACACAGGAUUUGAAGCGAGUGAUAAUAUUGUUGUUGGUGAACUAAGUAGCUUGAUGAAUGAUGAACAUUCAACUAUGAAGUCAUUGAUGGGCUUCUCCCUCAAAGAAAUAUCAAGAAGGGAACGUUACUUAGCAUUAUCUAUAUUGUUUCUCUGUUUGAGGAUUAUUCUCUCUGUGUUUCCUGAGAUUAUGUUGCAUCUCCAAGCAUUCUGUCUUUCCUAUGUUCCUCAUUUGAUCAUGCAAAUAUUUGGAGAGACAAGCCAAGUGAUGGGACGUGUUGUUAACGCAAUUGAUGUCAGGAGGAUUUGGACCAAGCUAAGAUUAUGCAAGGCCAGGAACUUUCAUGAAGGGGCCAUGAGUGCCCGGGUUUGGGCCUCAUCUCUGGCUUCUGUUUCUCUAGGUGAGUCAUCAUCAGCUAGGUGAUAAUCUCAAAUCUUAAUGUUUGAACUAACAAUCUCAAAUCUUUAUGUAAAGAGUUUGUUUAUUUAGAUAAUAUUCCCAAGCUGCAUAGAAGCUUGGGAACACAUAGGCCUCUCUCUCCCUAUUGCUAAUUUUAAUAUUAGCAAAACGAUCUUAAUGUUUAAGUUGGAUUUUUAGGAGAAAGCUAACAUGCAUGUAAAUUUGAGAACAACUUCUUUGUAAAUUAGUUGUGUCUAAAUGAAUAUAUACACACGUUUUCUAAGUUGAAUAAGAAGCUUAUUUUUUCUCC